Messenger RNA from Salvia hispanica, 1128 nucleotides. Its product is annotated as transcription factor MYB86-like. The record is from RefSeq and is a predicted model, not a curated record. NCBI's taxonomy places the organism in Eukaryota, Viridiplantae, Streptophyta, Magnoliopsida, Lamiales, Lamiaceae.
AAAUUUUCUUUUAAAGUAGUAUGUGAUGAUUAGUGAAGAAAAUUAAUUAAUUGCUGAUUAGUAUAAAUAGAUGGUGCAGUUGUGAAUAAUCAAGGUGAUUAAGGGAGAGAGAUGGGACACCAUUGCUGCAGCAAACAGAAGGUGAAGAGAGGGCUUUGGUCUCCCGAAGAAGACGAAAAGCUCAUCCGACACAUCACUAGCUACGGCCACGGCUGCUGGAGUUCCGUCCCUAAACUCGCCGGGUUGCAAAGGUGUGGGAAGAGUUGUAGAUUGAGAUGGAUAAACUAUCUGCGGCCGGAUUUGAAGAGGGGGUCGUUCAACGAGCAUGAGGAGAGGACGAUCAUCGACGUCCACCGGAUUCUGGGGAACCGGUGGGCGCAGAUCGCGAAGCACCUGCCUGGAAGGACGGACAACGAGGUCAAGAACUUCUGGAACUCAUGCAUCAAGAAGAAGCUCAUAGCUCAGGGUUUGGAUCCCAACACACACAAUCUACUUUCUCUCUCCUCCUCCUCUACUAAUAAUAAAAGAGGCCUCAAUUCCACCUCAGCAUCCCACCAACAGCCUUUCACUGUUGACACCACGGCCGCAGCUGCGGCCGUGGCUCCCAUCAUCAAUGCCACGUCAUCGUUACACGACCAGUUCAGCGUUCUGAACGAGAGCAGCUGCAUUGACUGGGCUGUGGUGACGCAGCAAUUGGCAGCACUGGGACAGGAAUCUGAGCAGCAGCAGCAGCAACAACAACGACAACAACAGCAUGAGGUGGCGGCGGCGGCGGCGGCGGCGUGUGUCUACAAUUACAAGGUGGAUGAUGACGAGGACGAGGUUGUACUAAGCUCAAGUGGUGGUGAGCAGCUGCAGCAGGAUCUGUUUGACGCCACGUGUCACUUCGAUUUUCCGUUUCUGGAUUCAGCAUUUAUAGCUCCCCAAAAUUUUAACCCUAUGGUUAUGGAUGAUGCUCUUGCUUGGGACAUCGUCAAUUGAUUCAUUCAAGUUUCCCAUUUGUUGUUAUGGAAUUUAAGGACUAUUGAUUAGUCGGGCGAGGGAACACAAAAAUUUAUUCUGGUAGGGGCUAUAUAUUUUAAAAUUGGAUAUUGGAAUUUCGAGUCAGUAAAUUUUCUAUAUUCAUCG